CGCGUUCUGGCUAUAGUUCGGUUUCAGAGAUUGUUCCGCGCGUAUCCUUCACGCUGCUAACGCAAAGCGCAAAGAGCUACGACGCCACACAACAUUUGCUACAACUGCAGCUACCAGCCCAGCCAACCAAGUGUUGUUGUUACAACUCAGAAACGGGAAACGGGUGUAUUACAAACCGUUUUGUAAACCGAAACUACUACUACUUAAACUGCCAACUGGUGUAGUGCACUGCCAGCAAGGAAGUACAAGGAAACCGAAAUAGUAUCCUGCAAAGUACAAAAAGCCCCCCCCACAGUCCCCACUCGAGCGGAUUCUAGUCGAUCGUCGAUCAGCACCAGCUGCGUGAAAACCAAAAACAAAACCAGCCCGCGAACGCCAAGUGCCGGAAAAAGUGUUAUUGUAAAACCCACUUUACCAAAAACAAAAAGACUCGCACCAACAGCAUGUCGGCAUCACCGAUCGCACGUCAGGCUUGCGCCUCCAUCUCCCAGGCCAUCCCGUCCAAGCGGGUACUGAUCCAUGACGCUUCCGAGCUGCCGGACCUGUACUCCUCCACGCCCGGCGGUACCCUGUACUCGACCACACCCGGAGGUACUCGCAUCGUGUACGAGCGUGCCUUCCUGAUGAACCUGAAAAACUCCCCGCUGGCCCGCACGCCGCCAAACAAUGUGCCAAUGAACCUGCUGCGUACGGGCGUUGUCAGCCCGAACACGAAACCAAUGACGACGCUGUCGGUCAAGCAGCAGAAACCUGCCCGGAACUCCCCACCAAAGUACGACGAGCAUCAGGAACAGUUCGACAUGGAUCUGUAAGCGCCUGUUUUGCUGUCUCGUGACUUGCUGGGCCUGGAGAAAGCAGUGGGUGUCGUUCCUUCGUAGCGGCAUUUUUUCAACACCAAUUACAACCGGAAGUGACAUCUGUUGGCCUGGUUCCGCCGGAAUUUGCAAGGAGAAGGAGUAACCACAGAGAGCACAGCAACACAGAGGAAGCAACGACAAGAGCACAUCGGAUGCGGAGAAGAUAUUAUUAUUAAUUCCCCCUAUUAUUUUUGCAAUUUUUCGUUGGUCUUGUUAACUUGUUACGCGCGCGCGCACGUGCGAUUGUUUUUGGAAGGCCGCAGACAAGCGGCCACAGGCGCACACACGCGCGCGUGUGAGUGUGUGUCUUUGAGUAAUAUUAGCAUCUCUGAAUAUUUGUGAGCCGCCAGACAGGGCAGAACAGGGGUUAUCGACCCUUUUACUAACCGACUCGCGCUAACAACGGCACCCAGAGAGAGUAGGCAUCUCGAUAAAUCGUUGGAUGUAGACUUUAUAAGUUUAUCGUUCCUUCGGUAGUAAGAUUAGCAUUCGCAUAUACAUAUGUGUUUUAACGUACGCCCACGGUAGUCACGUAAGCAAAACAAACAAACACACACACAUCCUUUCUGUUUUAGUUUAGUGUUCACAUCACCAGCAAGGGGGACCAGAGAAGGACAGGGCCAUGUUUUGUUUUGUGUACGAUCGGGGAACGAUCGAUCAGAAAUCCCAAAAAGAUAAACCCCAAAACAGCAGGAUCCAGUGACAAGAAGUGUAGGCAGAGCAAGGGUGCGAUCAGUUCGUUACUGUCGAAAGUCGAAAAUCAUUCUCUAGGCUCUAAGCGAAACAAAUGUGGAGGAUGACAAAGAACCUGCCCCUCCCAUGCGAACCGAUCAUCUCACACGUUGGAGCGUUUGUGUGAGUGUGUCGCAUACGAAAGGGAAAGUGGAAAUGCAUUGCAAUGAAUUCUCAGAAUUCAGAUAGCACCAACACACACACCUCACCUUCCUGACGGAUUCGUCCUUUGAGCACAGCUCAUCGGGAAAUCGUAUUCGCUCAAGGAUAGUGUCGUGUAACAUCAGGAUCAUUCGCUCCGGGAAAUGUGAGCUGAUCAUUUUUGUUUCUUUUUUACUUUUGUCUCUUUAGAACGAACCUACUGGUGAUUUGUGAUAAAUGUGAAAGAUUUCAUUGACUGCAAUCAACCGAACCUGGCCUCCCGCAGUGGGAGAAGGCAGAAAAGGAGGUUUAGGGAAGAAAACGGAAUCUUUCAUAGCUUUUGUAUUGUUUAAGUCAAGCGUAUAAUUUUAUUGAAUGUAAGAACUUAUGAAGAAAAUAAUGAAGCAUAAAAAAGAACCUGUUUUGAAACGAGA
Anopheles coluzzii is the source of this 2164-nucleotide messenger RNA. It is a transcript of the gene Thor, whose product is annotated as eukaryotic translation initiation factor 4E-binding protein. The transcript has 2 exons. The record is from RefSeq and is a predicted model, not a curated record. Gene Ontology annotation, cellular component: cytoplasm. Bases 444 to 812 code for a protein of 122 amino acids. NCBI's taxonomy places the organism in Eukaryota, Metazoa, Arthropoda, Insecta, Diptera, Culicidae. Gene Ontology annotation, molecular function: eukaryotic initiation factor 4E binding. Gene Ontology annotation, biological process: negative regulation of translational initiation.